This is a messenger RNA of Brassica oleracea var. oleracea, 516 nucleotides long. RefSeq lists its product as uncharacterized. Lineage: Eukaryota; Viridiplantae; Streptophyta; Magnoliopsida; Brassicales; Brassicaceae. The transcript has a single exon. The record is from RefSeq and is a predicted model, not a curated record. Bases 101 to 322 code for a protein of 73 amino acids.
GUUUUAAUCCACAGAUCAUUUCUCUAACUAUCUCUCUCUCUCUCUCUAGUUUUGUUGUGAUACCGUAUACGUACGAAGACGACCGUUCGUGUGCAAAAAGAUGAGGUGUAGAGCGCUUCACGUUGGAAGAAGAAAGAGAGUGAUGGUUAAUGUGAGCGCGAGGAAGCAUAUGAGCCGUCUCCGUCGGAUGGUUGCUCCAGAAACGAGUUUUUCUGAUGAAUUUGACGGUGACACACUUUAUCGUCUCACGGCUGAUCACAUUUUGCUCCUCCAAGCAAGAGUCCAACUUCUUCGUCGUAUUUCUUCUCUAUAUGGUCUAUAGAUCGAAGAUCCAUGGCCACAUAUAUAUGCGUGUGUCUAAAAUAGUAUAAUUAUGGAAUAAACGUCUAUUUUCUCUAUUUAUUUCUUCAAUUAAACAUCGUAGUAAGUCGUAUAUUAUGAUGCCGAAGCUAUAAUUUAAUGUAAUGAUGAUGUUGAUUUAUGUUUGUGUUUAUUUGAUUGUGAGCAAUCUUUUUA